AUAAGCCAACACAAUCAAUCCUUAUAUCUUAAGAGGUGGCGAGGUUAUGGCUGAAGAAAAUAGUAGUAGAUAUUGCAAGGUUUGUGUUACAGGAGGUGCAGGUUACAUUGCAUCAUCUCUCAUCAAACAUCUCUUAAACAAUGGAUCUUAUUUUGUUCAUGCUACUCUUAGAAACUUAGGCGACACCGAAAAAUUGAGCCGUUUAACGAAGAUACCGGGAGCAGAAACACGGCUAAAAGUGUUUGAGGCAGACGUAUUCAAUCCUCAACAGUUUGAAGCAGCCAUUAGAGAUUGCCAAUUUGUAUUCCAUGUUGCAUCCCCUUUUGUAUUUCCUAAGAACUCUCAAUUUAAGGAUAUAAGUGAGGCAGCAAUAGCGUCAGUAUUGGGGAUUGCAAAGCUAUGCAUAGAAUCAGGCACCGUGAAACGACUUAUUUACACAGCCAGUGUGGUUGGUGUUUCACCUCUCAAAGAUGAUGGCAAUGCUUUUAUGGAUUUCAUUGAUGAGACUUGUUGGACACCUCUUCACAUUCCCUUAGUUACUUCUUCUAUUCAUAAGGAUUAUAUAAUAUCAAAAACAGAAGCAGAGAGAGCACUUUUGAAGCUUGAAGAGGGUUCUAAAAUGGAGGUAGUAACCCUAGCAUUAGGUUUGGUAGCAGGAGAAGCUUCUAGAAGUCACUACCAUGAAUACAGUUCCCCUGCUCUCAUUGUGUCUCAGAUUACCAAAUCAGAAUUUGGUAAUAGUUCAUUGAAACUUCUAGAACAAUUAUUGGGGAAACUUCCAAUUCUACAUAUUGAAGAUGCUUGUCAAGCACUCAUUUUUUCAAUGGUCAAAGAUUCACUUCAUGGUAGAUUCUUAUGUGCUAGUGAUUAUGUUUCUUCUGCUGAAAUUGCUCACUAUUUUCACAAAAAUUAUCCGGAAUUUCAAGUCCAACAAGUGCACAUGGAUGGGCCAACAAACAGCAAUAUAAAGUGGGCAUCAACAAAGCUAAUUGACGAGGGUUUCAAUUAUAAUCAUGACAUGAAGAGCAUUUUAGAUGAUUCUCUGAAAAAUGUAAGGAGAUUUAAUGGAUUAUAAAUGUUUACUUUUACGGCCCGUUUGGUACAUGGUAUUAGAGGGCGAUAAUGGUAAUAAAAUUAAGUAAUGAAAAA
Molecule: messenger RNA, 1149 nt
Organism: Amaranthus tricolor (Joseph's coat)
Lineage: Eukaryota; Viridiplantae; Streptophyta; Magnoliopsida; Caryophyllales; Amaranthaceae
Product: putative anthocyanidin reductase
Exons: 5
Coding region: 47-1075 (342 amino acids)
Molecular function (GO): oxidoreductase activity, acting on the CH-OH group of donors, NAD or NADP as acceptor
Source: RefSeq, a predicted model, not a curated record